Messenger RNA from Exophiala aquamarina CBS 119918, 882 nucleotides. RefSeq lists its product as uncharacterized. The record is from RefSeq and is a predicted model, not a curated record. NCBI's taxonomy places the organism in Eukaryota, Fungi, Ascomycota, Eurotiomycetes, Chaetothyriales, Herpotrichiellaceae. Gene Ontology annotation, molecular function: oxidoreductase activity. The transcript is spliced from 4 exons. Bases 1 to 882 code for a protein of 293 amino acids.
AUGGCAAGCCGUACCCAGGAGGACAUCGCCACCGCCCGGGGACCCGAUCAAGUAGUGUACUGGCAGAUCUACGCGAUGAGGGACCUUCGCAAAACUGAGCGAGAGAUCAAAAACGCCGUGAAACUAGGUUUCAAGGGAUUUGCUCUUACUGUAGAUGCGAUCCGUGCAGGAAAAAGAGAGCGCGACCUUCGGGCAGCCUUGCUUGAAGAAGCAGAAGACGACGAUGACCUUGCAGAUUCCGAUGGCGAGGCCGGGCUAUCUGGUAGCCCCACGGUGACCCGAGGCAUGAUGUGGGAAGAGUUCGAUUGGGAAUCUGCUCUGAAGUGGCUCCGAAAGCAGACCGACCUGCCUAUUUGCAUUAAAGGUAUUCAGAGCUGGCAAGAUGCAAAGCUUUGCGCGGAGUAUGUGGUAAUUCCGUGGCUAUCCAAUCACGCAGGCCGUCAAUUGGACGGAGCCCCCUCUGCCGUCGAAACGCUUUUGGACAUGCAACGAUUCUGUCCUGGGGUCUUUGAAAGAAGUGAAGUUAUAGUGGAUGGUGGAAUUAGACGAGGGACUGAUAUCCUGAAAGCAUUCGCUCUAGGAGCAACAUCUGUUGGCCUGGGACGGCCUUUUAUUUACGCAUUGGCUCUUGGGGAGCGAGGAAUAUCUCGAACCAUCCAGAUAUUGCGACAAGAGAUCGAGACCGGGAUGUCGUUGUUGGGAGUCAAUAAACUUAGCGAGCUAAAUCGCUUAUAUGACGAGGGUAUUGUUUCUGGAAUCUGGCACAUCGCAAUACUUGAGGGCGAGCAGAAGGAAUCCGGGCGGCAGUGUAAGAGCAUUGCGCAUGUUGAAAUCAUGGAAUGCAAAGCGCGACAGUGUUUCACAGGUCAGAAGGAACGUUAA